Pogoniulus pusillus (Red-fronted tinkerbird) is the source of this 5582-nucleotide messenger RNA. RefSeq names its product ST3 beta-galactoside alpha-2,3-sialyltransferase 3 (gene ST3GAL3). The record is from RefSeq and is a predicted model, not a curated record. Lineage: Eukaryota; Metazoa; Chordata; Aves; Piciformes; Lybiidae. The transcript is spliced from 13 exons. Bases 189 to 1448 code for a protein of 419 amino acids. Gene Ontology annotation, molecular function: sialyltransferase activity.
CCCGUUAGAAUUCAGAUUGCAGCCGGCCGCUGCCAGCUGUCAGCCGGCAGGUACCCGUCGUGCUGCUUGGGCCGGGCCGGUCCGGCGCCGUACUCGCCUCCAAGGCACCGCAUCCUCUCUGCGCGGCAUGCCUGCGGUCCGUGGGACGCCCCCGCCCCGUCAUGUAGAAGAGCAGAUUUGAUGUGAAGAUGGGACUGUUGGUGUUUAUGCGUAACCUGCUGCUAGCACUCUGCCUCUUUCUGGUACUGGGAUUUCUGUACUAUUCUGCCUGGAAGUUGCACCUUCUCAGAUGGGAGGACUCAAAUUCAGUGGUACUUUCCUUUGACUCCGUUGGACAUACAGUAGGCUCAGGAAGGAGAGAGAGAAAAACUGUGGCUAUUGUGCUUCCGCUGCCCAUCACAUCUCACCUUGCUGCAGACCCAGGAAAAGACAGAGCCCAGAAAGAACCCAAAGAAACAAUGGCAGCUCCAGGCCCAGCCAUUCCUAAAUAUGACAAACUGGGCUUUCUCCUGAACCUGGACUCAAAAUUGCCUCCAGAACUGGCAUCAAAGUAUGCAAAUUUCUCUGAGGGAGUGUGCAAGCCUGGUUAUGCAUCAGCGCUCAUGACUGUCAUUUUCCCUAAGUUCUCGAAGCCGGCACCAAUGUUCUUGGAUGAUUCCUUCAGGAAAUGGGCACGUAUCAGGGACUUUGUACCCCCCUUUGGAAUUAAAGGACAAGAUAAUCUGAUCAAAGCCAUCCUGUCAGCAACCAAAGAUUACCGUCUAACGCCAGCUCUUGACAGUCUCAGCUGCCGACGAUGUAUUAUUGUGGGAAAUGGUGGAGUACUUGCAAAUAAGUCAUUGGGGUUAAAAAUUGAUGACUAUGAUGUUGUUGUCAGGCUGAACUCAGCUCCAGUGAAGGGCUUUGAAAAAGAUGUGGGUGGCAAGACAACUCUCCGGAUCACAUAUCCUGAAGGUGCAAUCCAGAAAAUGGAGCAGUAUGAGAAGGAUUCCCUGUUUGUUCUGGCGGGAUUCAAAUGGCAGGAUUUCAAGUGGCUGAAAUACAUUGUUUACAAGGAGAAAGUGAGUGCCUCUGAUGGCUUUUGGAAGUCAGUGGCAACCCGUGUCCCAAGAGAACCCCACGAGAUACGCAUCCUGAAUCCCUACUUCAUCCAGGAGGCAGCUUUCAGCUUCAUUGGACUGCCUUUCAACAAUGGCCUGAUGGGCAGAGGGAACAUCCCCACCUUGGGAAGCGUAGCAAUAACCAUGGCGCUCCACAACUGUGAUGAGGUGGCGGUAGCAGGGUUUGGCUAUGACAUGAGUUCACCCAAUGCACCACUGCACUACUAUGAGAACAUCAAGAUGUCUGCCAUCAAAGAGUCCUGGACGCACAACAUCCAGCGGGAGAAGGAGUUCCUGCGGAAGCUGGUGAAAGCUCGAGUCAUCACUGACCUAACCAGUGGGAUUUGAGUGGCUGCAGCCACUGCCUCCAAGGGAGGAGAUGAAGACACACGCUGCAGCUCUGUGAGCAGGCACUGGCAGCCCCCUGCAAGAAUUCCACCUCACUGAAGAGAUGCCCAGGUGCUCUGGGAAGGCCUUCUCGCAUUGCCAGUCUGUGCAAGGGUUGUAGGAUCUGCUGCCUCCAGACCUGGAACUGGCAGGAGGUGGACAAGGGUCUAAUGGUCAGUUCUUGAACUCUGCAUCACAGAUGGAUCUUUUGUGUCCCGAAUUAAGCAGGAAAGACUCAGAAGAGAGAGAAGAAAAGGUUGUGAAUAAAAUAAUAUGUGCCAAAUGGGAGGGUGACGCUGCUCCGAGGCAGCAGUGCCUGAAUGUACAAAGUGUUUUUUACAAGAAACUCUGCUGGAAUCACACUAGAGAUACCAAGGUGCACAGCCCUGCGAAAAGCCCAGCCUCUCCACACUCCAUCUGCAUUGUCACUGGCCUCAGACCUAUCCCCAGGGAAACAAAUCCGUCCAAAACCUUGAUCCGUUGGUGCUGCUAUAAUUUGAAAGGAGAAUAAUGGCUUUCCUUAGUUCUCCACUUGGAGCUUCUGGAUGGAGAUGAGCAUGGGUUUGUUUUUCUGCACUUUUCUUUGCUUCCUGCAUAGAGGCAGCAGCCACUUACUAGGCUGUGUUUUCCAUAGCCAUUUCCCUGCUCUGCCUCUGCCCUGACCCCAAGGUGGAGCGAGGAGCCGACGGCUUUCUCUACUUGCAGCAGACGCUCCCCACCUUCCUGUCUCCCUGUGCUGAGGAGCCAGCCUCUCAUGUGCUCAAGGCCUUCAGGCCUCUCUUAGUGUGUGCCUGCUGUGCAGGGCCCCUGUGGAGUCCAUGCAGAUUGGUGUCACCAUUUCUGGACAGCAUCAUGCUUUUUAUUGUGGAGGAAAGGAGUAAUUUAUUCUUUAGAAGGAGGUCAGACCUUGAAACUACAGUUUGAGAGCAGGCCAGCAGAGAAGUUUCUUUUACGUUCCAGACUCAAUCAUGUUCCCUUUAAGCGACGUGUGACCUCAGUGACAAUGGAGCCUGCUGGUGGCACAGGGACCUCUCAUCCUCUGCUCAGCACCUGUUCACUUCAUUUCCAAGCUCCUCCCGUGCUGCUCUAGCACUGCUGCUCCUUGUGUUCUCAGGAGCAUGUCCCUUCCUUUGCCAUCUUGGUCCCAGGUUGCAGUAUUUGCACAUUUGAUUUGUGUACAUAUUUCAGAGGAGCUGGAAUAAACUGAGCAAAGUGGCUGAGUGUGAGGACAGCAGGGUGAUGUCAUCCACCUGGAGUGCAUUGGCAGAAGGAGAAUGCUGGAGAAUGGUUACAGGUAGCAAUGGGCUCCCAGUCUCUCCUAGCCUAGAACAGGCUAGUGUGCUCCCACAAGCACUAUCCCCAUGUGCUGAGGCACCAGUGUGCAGCCAGACAGUGAUGAGGUGGGGGGGGGAUCACAGAGAUAUGCUGUCUGGGCUCAUGGUCCUGGCACUGCUCAUGGUGCAACCCAAAGCCCUGCUCCGAUCUGAGGGGAGAACAUGGCCCUAACAUUGGCAAGGGAUGCUCAGAGCAGGGCUCACACAGUUUCCCUGGGCUGCUUCUGCUCCCACUGACUUGUUAGGGGUCUGUGACUCUGGGUCUUAGACAGCAGAGGGAACGUGCAGGAGGGGCAAGCAACGACCCAGGCAUGGGUCGGAGGAGCAAACCAUAUGGAGUGGUUUGAGACCAGACUGCAGGCAGAGGCAGCUCUCACGGCAUGGUGCUGGGUGCUGCUCACAGACUAGCAUGGGAUGUGUACUUUAGGAGCCUCUCCUGAGUGGUGCACCCAUAGCCAAGAAGCUUGCUCGGGCAAGUCUUGUCCAGCUUCUGGUCAUGGCUGCUGCUCACCUCAUGGGAGCUACCUGGGAACAAGAUCCUGCCUCUUCCAGGACACAAAUGACAGAUACUUGGAGGCUCUCCCUCCCCUUCCUCCUUCCAGUGUUCCUUCCCCUGUCCCUCUGACCUCCCGUACAGGCAGUCCCUGCUCCAGCCAGUAUACACCUUCCCCCAGGAUGCUCUGUGAGGUUUCUGGCCUGGAGAGCUGGGGUUUCCAGCAUUUUUUUGAGUAUAUGCUGUGGCAAAUACUUACUGGAAUAUUUUACCUUAAUUUGUUUCUCCUGCCUAAGGAGCCCAAGAGACUGGAAUUCCAUCACUCUCCCUGUCUUUGCAGUUCACCUGGGACCACUGACCAUGGAGUCUCUGCCAUGGUGGCAGUGGAGGUGCCUAGCCUGGAUCCAGUUGAGGCUAUGGCUCAGGAACGGGUAGGCACCUGCCCUCCACCUUAGUGCUUGAACUAGGUCUUUAACCAGCUGCUCUAGGAGCCCUUGAGCAGUGAUGGGAUAAUGGGCCACAUCCUUAUGCUGCAGUGAGUUGAGAUGCCAGAUGGCUGGUGGCUGCAGCCAGGAGGAGUGGGAGAGACAAGCCUUUGGUGUCCAUGCCGGGCUGCUCUUCAACUCCCAGAGAAGGCAAACACAUGAAAGUUUGUGGGGGCAGUAGUUUGCUUUAGUCUGUUUUAUUGUGCACUACAAAGCUACAGGGUACCUUUAUCUUCCAGCUCACUGGUUCCAGGUCUAAGGAAAGAGCAUGGUCCUUGCUCUCCUUGCACUGGCAUCCCAACUCCCCAGCAUGGCCAGGGACAGGUCCUGAUGGGAAGCUGUCACUGCAGACCAGAGAGGUGCAUCCAAGCCCUUCACUCCAUCUUGAUGGAUGUCUCCAGGAAGAAGUGCAGGGUCUGCGUAUGUGAGUGCACGUCCCAGAGUGACUGUGGUGAGCCAGGACCACCUGGAAGAAGAAAAAGGAAUGGGAGGUUGCCUGGGGAUUAAAGACUCACUUGUCACAUUUGACAUUGGUGUGACAAGCACACCCACGGUGCAGCCCUACAGCCGGGCAGUGGGGGAGCACACCGCAGCCCUGAGAGCAGCAUAGUGCUGGGCUUUGCUCCUGGAUCCUGUUCCUUUGGCUGCCUCCCCGUGCACACCUGCAGCCACCUCCUGCCCUCCCAGAUGCUGCAGUCCUGCCAGCUCAGAGCGGUGCGCUCGGGUCAGAGCAGGGUCAGUGGGACGGAUAUGAGUCUUGGCCUCUCCCUCACGGUGACUCACCUUUUCAGUUUGGAAGGGAGAGCCCAGGGGAAUUCUCCACAGCCUAAAUAUAGAGCUGGGUUGCCUGGUGCCUCUGACACACUGCUGUGCAGAAAGGCCACUCGGGUGGCAGGGAACCUGCCUAGAGAGGCCAGGGAAGUGCAGGGAGGUCGGGGAGCCAGUUCCCUCAGUGGGCUUUUGUGCCAGCUGGUGCAGAGAGCAGGUCUGGGGAGCUGCAGGCCAACCAGUAUGUGCUGCUCGGGGGGAGAGGGACUACCAGAGAGCUGCUGCUCUGCUGCCCGCAGCGCGAGCACAGGCUGCUCAUGCAUUUGUGGCAUGCAGCUCUCCCGAGUGCCCACCAGCCUCCCUCCGGUAGCUCACCCCAUUAGGCCAUGCUGUGGUCUCAGGCUCACAUGCCAAACAGAGGCACCGUAGACAGAGAGCACAAAGCAGCAGCAGGAUCUUCUGCGUCUCGGCAUCCCUCAGCCCAGCAUCUCCUUUUCCUGGGGAAGGAAGCAACAGGGAGUCACUGCUGCUUUACUCCUCAGCGUGGGCACUCUUGGGAGCGGGGGAAGGUGCCAGGACAGGACUCUGUAUCAAACAGGGGCUGACAGACUGAGUACGGGCAGCACCAGUGACGGACAAGGGCUUCCAGACUGCCUGGCAGGGAGGCAGCUGCCAUGCUGAGCUCCAUUGGCACCAGGUGCACAUUACAUGCAGUAUUAGAGAUGUGUCCUUUGGUGUGAGUGACCCGGGCUGCUACCCAGCCCCUCUGGGCACCCCGUGCUCACACAGCCUGCGUGGGGACUGCUCUGAAGGCCAGUGUACUUGCCGGUACUGUACCAAGCUGAGAUGCAAGAACUCCAUGAGGUUUUUUAAAUCAGUUUUUGUUUCUGAGAGAGUUUUUUUUUUUUAUUUCCCCUGUAGGCAGGGAGGGUAAAGAGUCUUGCAGGCUCCCCUAAGCCAGCUUAUGUCACAUCAAUUCAGUCAUAUCACAGAAGCAAUAAAGCUAUCAAACAAG